AUGAUUCAUCAUGAUUUUCAACUUAAAGAAAGUUUACCGAAAUUAAAAUCAUAUGUCAAUGAAAAUAGGAUAUCGACACUAUCGUCCAACUCUUCUCUUUAUAAUCAUUCUGAGUGUACUGCUUCUUCAGUUCAUAGCGACUAUAGUGUAUCAAGUCAAGCAUCUACUACUACUACAGGAGGAUUGCGCUAUUGUCAUCAUACAGCAAGUUUAAAAGAAUAUGGUAAACGUUACAAACUUUUAGGUGAAGGCUCAUCAGCUACUGUCAUGAUUUUAAAAAAAACAGAUUUAAACCAAGAAGAUCAAUCAAUCAAUACAUCAUUCUAUGCUGUUAAACAAUAUCAUAAAAAAUCAACGCGUGAAAGUAAAAAAGAAUAUAUGAAAAGAUUGACAAGUGAAUUUUGUAUUUCUUCUACUUUUACACAUCCAAAUAUCGUUCAAACCUUUGAUCUUGUCUUGGAUAGUAAAGAUAGAUAUUGUACGAUUAUGGAAUAUUGUUCUGGAGGUGAUUUAUUUUCAAUUAUAAUGGCUGAAAUCAUGACGGAUAUAGAAAAGGCAUGUUGCUUUAAACAAUUACUUCAAGGAAUCUCUUAUCUUCAUUCAGUUGGUGUCACCCAUCGUGAUAUUAAACCUGAAAAUCUAUUGAUGACGGCUCAAGGGAAAUUAAAGAUAACUGACUUUGGUGUAUCAGAUGUCUUUCGUCGUCCCUGGGAGACAAAAGGAUAUGAAAGUCGUGGCUUAUGUGGUUCAGAGCCUUAUAUUGCACCAGAGACAUUUACAAGUAAAUCUUAUUGGGGUCCCUCUAUCGAUGUUUGGUCUGCUGGUAUCGUUUUCUAUUCAAUCUGGUUAAAUGGUAUCAUUUGGGAAAGGGCAGUUCAAUCAAAUAGUUCCUAUCGAAAAUAUCUUGAUGGCUAUUCUACUUUUAAAAGGGAGCUUAAUAAUAGAACAUCCUUUUAUCCAUUCAAUUCAUUUACGCCUGCUCAAAGACAAGUUUUAUAUUGUAUGUUGGAUCCUAUACCAAAGAAUCGUAUUACUGUAGAUGAAUUACUUGAAAAUGAUCCCUGGAUAAAAUCGAUAGCUUGUUGUAAUCAUGACUCAAUAGACUCUUACGGUCAAACUCAUAAGCAUAUUAUCCAUCGAUCGUAG
Molecule: messenger RNA, 1146 nt
Organism: Cokeromyces recurvatus
Lineage: Eukaryota; Fungi; Mucoromycota; Mucoromycetes; Mucorales; Mucoraceae
Product: kinase-like domain-containing protein
Exons: 2
Coding region: 1-1146 (381 amino acids)
Biological process (GO): intracellular signal transduction; protein phosphorylation
Molecular function (GO): protein serine/threonine kinase activity; ATP binding
Source: RefSeq, a predicted model, not a curated record